Molecule: messenger RNA, 1000 nt
Organism: Brachypodium distachyon (stiff brome)
Lineage: Eukaryota; Viridiplantae; Streptophyta; Magnoliopsida; Poales; Poaceae
Product: glucose-induced degradation protein 4 homolog
Exons: 8
Coding region: 107-763 (218 amino acids)
Biological process (GO): protein targeting to vacuole; proteasome-mediated ubiquitin-dependent protein catabolic process; negative regulation of gluconeogenesis
Cellular component (GO): extrinsic component of membrane; GID complex
Source: RefSeq, a predicted model, not a curated record
AGUGCCCCCAUCAUUCAGACUCAGACCAACCAGCGACUACUCUUCUCGAAACAUCCAGCCUCGCCGCCGGCGACCUCACCCGCCGCCGCCGCCGCCGGCGUCGAAGAUGCCGGUUAGGGUGGUCGACACCGCCACCCCUUCCUCCCAGCCCUCCUCAGGUCAAGACACAAAUGCUGUGCAACCGACUCCUCCUAGCUGUUCACUCUUAACUGCUGGAAGAUGUUUUGCAGGAACUCAGAAUGUUUCAAGUCUACAAAAGGAUGAAGCGUGGAAAGUCAAUGUGCGUAUCCAUGGCUGUGAUCUUGAACAGGGUUAUUUAUGUGGAACUAUGGAAGCACUUAAUGUUCCCUUAGCCGAUACACCUGUGGUGACAUUCUGGGAGGGGGAAAUAGUAGAUGCUAAAAAUUAUACCUUUUUUACUGGCAAGUGGGAGGCAUCACCAGAGGAUGAUGUAAGACACUGGUCCAAGUUCCCAUCAUUUACUCCUCUUCUGAGUCAGGUCGAGAUAGAUGGUGGCAAGUCGGUGGACCUUAGCAACUAUCCUUAUAUAUUUAUGAGAUGGAAAGAGCAGUACUUUGUGAAUGUUGGAGUUGACUGUGGUUUGACCAUAGCUGGUUUCUACUAUGUCUGCUUUUCAUGUAGCGAUGGAUCUAUUAGUGGCUUUUAUUAUGACCCAAACAGCAGUCCAUUCCAGAAGCUUGAAUUGAAGUGCACCAAUGAGAAACAAUCUGGAUUUACCUUUUCUUCAUAUGAGCUGCAGUGACAGGUAUAAUGCUAUUAUUUGAAGUGGCAGGGAUUACACGGGCGAACUUUCUGCGCGUGCCAAUAUUACAUAUAGCGUGUUUGUACUGAACUCAUAGUUUCUGUUAAAGAGUUGAGAGGUCAUAUAUGUAUGGAUGUACCGGUGAAUUGUUGCAAGACCAAACAAUCAUGUAACUCGGUACUUUUGUAAUCUGAAUGAAUAUAUUCUGAAGAGAAGCUCGCUUUUUAUUGUCCAAAA